AUGUCGUCAACUCCCGUGAAGAAACCGGAAAAUAAAGUGGAAGUGUUUAGCACGCCAAUCAGGGAACGCCAGCAACAGAAAAGAAAAUGGCGGAAGAAUUUCAAGCAACUGUUCUACAACGCGGAGCCGUCAAGGUUGAAGACGAUUGACGCUGCCUACGACGAAUUCAACCAGUUCCAGAACAAAAUUUACGCAAUUUCGCCUGUUCAUGCUACGGAGCAGGAAGAUAAAUACGUUGAAUCUGAGGAACUCUACAACAAUGUUCGAAUCAGGGUGUACAGGCUGCCGGAAGGAGCAAGACAAGAAGAAAAUCAUCAACUUCAAAUGGUCGUCCAAACAGCUCCGGUGCAGUCCCAACCAGUUCAAUUACAAUCUGCUCCUUUACAUACUCCACUACCCACGUUUGAUGGAAAACCAGUAAACUGGUUCAAAUUCAUGACUUUCUUGAGCAAGCACGGUGGCGAAUCGGAUGCGACGAAGCUUUACCACCUCGACAAAUGUUUGGUGGGCGAAGCUUCCGGAACAAUCGAUCAACAGACAAUCAACGACGGCAUUUUUGCAGCUGCCAUGGAACAUCUAACGGCACGCUUCGAAGAUAAAAGGAAGAUUGUCGACAUGCACGUCAGCUGCAUUCUUGGCCUCAAAUCGAUGAUAUUCGAAAGUGGCAAACAGCUACGGGAACUAGUUCACACUUGCAAGCCAGUGGAUGCAUUCGAAUUCUACGAGUUUGAAAUGGACGGACUAUCGGAUGUAAUCGUCGUCGGUAUCCUGGCGUCAAAGGCCGACUUAGAGACGAGAAAAUUAUGGGAAAGCAGCAUAGAUCAUGGCGACAUGCCUCAGUAUGCAGAUACAAUCAAGUUCCUCACAUCUCGGAGUCAAGUGCUGGAAAGAAUCGAGCGAACAAGCAAGCCCAAAAAGUUCAGCAGCAUCGCAACCACGAAAAUUCCUCCGCUGAAAGCAGCAUCUCUGGCAACAUCCAUCGAGUAUCGGUGUAAUUUCUGUGAAAAAUCCCAUCCUAACCAUCAGUGUGGGGAUUUUCUCAAACUUAAUCCGAAAGAACGCUACGAGAAGGCAAAGCAACACGGAGUUUGCUACAACUGUUUGCGGAAGGGGCAUGUCACUGCACAUUGCUCCUCUACCAUGUCCUGCAAGGUUUGUAAGAAGCGACACCACUCUACUCUACAUGUGAACUCUACGUCUAUGGUUGUCGCUGCCGAACAGACUGCUACUACGGUGCCAUCGGCACAAUCGAAGGAAGGCUCUAUGACGCCUAUUACUACGAACGCUAUCAGUGCUUCUUGCACAAUUCACCAGCAACAGGCGCUGCUUUGCACCGCGGUUGUGAAUGUAUAUGAUGAUAGCGGAAGAGCUCAGCCGUGCCGCGUUCUGCUAGAUUGUGGCUCGCAAGUAAACCUGCUAACGGAAAAACUCGCUUCUCUACUACGAUUGAAGCGUCAAAAUGUCAACGUUGAAAUGACAGGUGUGGAUGGUACAGCGAGUCGGGUCACGACCUUGGUACACGUCAACGUGCAAGCACGUAACUACAACUACACAAGUAUCAUUGAGUGUCUGGUGAUCAACAAAAUCACUGGGAUAAUACCAGCAAAGUACAUCGAUAUUACCACAUGGCCAAUACCAUCCGAAAUGAUUUUUGCUGAUCCGGACUUCCACCGUCCUCAGCGGGUGGACAUGCUGAUUGGUGUUGGCCAUUUCUUUGGUCUCCUGAAAUCGGGUAGAGUCAAACUAGCCGAGAAUUUGCCGUUUGUGCAGGAGACAGUGUUUGGUUGGGUGGUUGGUGGUCUAGCCGACACUACUAGCAGGAGGUACGAUGUGAACCGCUGCAACGUUGUGGUACGGGAAGCGGAUUUAAACGAUCUCGUCGAACGUUUUUGGGAAUCCGAGGCGAUAUCAACCGCUUCAAGUUUGUCAUUUGAGGAGACGACGUGUGAAAAAUUCUAUCAGCAAACCUACAGUCACAACGCAAGUGGUCGUUACACAGUGAAGCUUUCUUUCCGUGGCAAUGUGAGUCAACUUGGCGACUCGAAGCAGCACGCUCUACUCCGUUUCUCUUCCCUUGAGAAAAAUAAUUGCUAA
This is a messenger RNA of Armigeres subalbatus, 2094 nucleotides long. RefSeq lists its product as uncharacterized. Bases 1 to 2094 code for a protein of 697 amino acids. Lineage: Eukaryota; Metazoa; Arthropoda; Insecta; Diptera; Culicidae. Gene Ontology annotation, molecular function: nucleic acid binding; zinc ion binding. The transcript is spliced from 2 exons. The record is from RefSeq and is a predicted model, not a curated record.